Molecule: messenger RNA, 479 nt
Organism: Notothenia coriiceps (black rockcod)
Lineage: Eukaryota; Metazoa; Chordata; Actinopteri; Perciformes; Nototheniidae
Product: heat shock protein 75 kDa, mitochondrial-like
Exons: 3
Biological process (GO): protein folding
Molecular function (GO): ATP binding; ATP-dependent protein folding chaperone; ATP hydrolysis activity
Source: RefSeq, a predicted model, not a curated record
ACCUGCAGGCUGGACAGCAGCGGGGGUGGAGCAGUCGGCCCCCCUUGUGGAGCUCCCAGCGGCCCGGCCUGGGCUUCAGCCAGCAGUCCUACUACAGCACCCAGGAGGCGGAGAAGCAGCCUGAGAAGCAGCCUGAGAAAGAGCUGGAGAAGGAGAUGGAAAUGGAGAAGGAGAUGGAGAAGGAGAUGGAGAAGGAGCCUGAAGAGGAGCCUCUGCACACCAUCAUCAGCGACACUGAGGCUGUUCAAGGUGACUUUUCCAAACAUGAAUUUCAGGCUGAGACGAAAAAACUGCUGGACAUUGUUGCCAGGUCCUUGUACUCCGAGAAGGAGGUGUUCAUCAGGGAGCUGAUCUCCAACGGCAGUGACGCUCUGGAGAAGCUGCGCCACAAACUGAUGACGGCAGGCGGAGAAACGGCUCAGAUGGAGAUCCACCUGCAGACUGACAGUGCCAAGGGUACCUUAACCAUUCAGGUAUAA